Messenger RNA from Penicillium subrubescens, 3654 nucleotides. RefSeq names its product putative nuclear serine protease HtrA2/Nma111. Lineage: Eukaryota; Fungi; Ascomycota; Eurotiomycetes; Eurotiales; Aspergillaceae. The coding region runs from base 7 to 3375 and encodes 1122 amino acids. Gene Ontology annotation, molecular function: serine-type endopeptidase activity; protein binding. The record is from RefSeq and is a predicted model, not a curated record. The transcript has 4 exons. Gene Ontology annotation, biological process: proteolysis.
ACGCGAAUGUCUCUGCUGCUAUUGCGCUGCAGACAAAGCGUACAAAGCCCUCAAAGCCGUUCGAUCGCUGCUGCUGUUGCUGCUUCUCCUGCCUCUGCCGUGCAUUGGCCCUUGAUCGCGCCCCGACUUUCUCUCGAUCCAUCACCUGCGCGUCACUUUUGCCCACCCUCGAUUCCAUCGUUUCGCUCCAUCGCGCUUUUCCACCAAGUUCCUCCAAGACAGUGCAAACUAGCUUCUCAAUCUCUCCUUCAUCGCCCGUCGUCGCUCUCAAAGAGCAUCAUGGACGCUAGCGGGGACAUUGGCUCCAAGCGUAAGCGCAGCGCUGUCGCUGGUGCUGGUGCUGUGGAGCGGCCUGCAAAACACCUCAAGCCUGAAGGUUCGGUGUUGACUCCCGGUGACUCUACUCCGGCCAAUGGAACUGUAUAUGAUGUGGAGGAGGAAGAGGAUGACUCGGGUCGCUUGUUGCCUCUUGCGCCUGCACAGGCAGAUUCGCCCGAGUGGCAGGCGACUAUUGAGUCGGUCGUGAAGAGUGUGGUCUCUAUCCACUUUUGCCAGACCUGUUCAUUCGAUACCGAGCUGUCAAUGAGCAGUCAGGCUACCGGUUUUGUGGUUGAUGCCGAGCGAGGGUACAUUUUGACUAACCGCCAUGUGGUUGGUGCCGGUCCAUUCUGGGGUUACUGUAUUUUCGAUAACCAUGAGGAGUGCGAUGUCCGCCCCGUCUACCGAGAUCCUGUACACGAUUUCGGUAUCCUCCAAUUCGAUCCCAAAGCCAUUCGUUACAUGAAGCUCACCGAGCUCAAUCUCCAACCCGAAGGAGCUCGAGUUGGUGUCGAGAUUCGAGUCGUUGGUAACGAUGCAGGCGAAAAGCUCAGUAUCUUGUCCGGCGUCAUCAGUCGUUUGGACCGCAAUGCUCCAGAGUAUGGCGAGGGUUACAGUGAUUUCAACACGAACUACAUCCAGGCUGCGGCUGCGGCCAGUGGUGGCAGUUCUGGCAGUCCCGUAGUCAAUAUCGAUGGUCAUGCUGUGGCUCUGCAAGCCGGUGGACGUGCCGAUGGUGCUGCGACUGAUUAUUUCUUGCCUCUGGAUCGUCCGCUCCGUGCUCUGGAAUGCAUUCGCCAGGGCCAGGCUGUCACCCGUGGCACCAUCCAGACCCAAUGGAUCCUAAAGCCUUUCGACGAAUGCCGUCGUCUGGGCUUGACACCAGAGUGGGAAGCCGCUGUGCGCAAGGCUGCUCCCACCGAGACCAACAUGCUUGCCGCUGAGAUCAUCUUGCCCGAGGGGCCUGCGGAUGGAAAAUUGCAAGAGGGAGAUGUUUUGCUCCAGGUAAAUGGUGAGCUACUCACGCAGUUCGUCCGCCUGGAUGGUAUCUUGGACUCUAGUGUGGGUCAGACUGUCAAGUUGCUGGUUCAGCGAGGAGGCGAGGACCUCGAGGUGGAGUGUGAGGUUGGGGACCUCCAUGCAAUCAGCCCCGAUCGAUUUGUGACCGUUGCUGGAGGUACCUUCCACAAUCUGUCGUACCAACAGUCCCGGCUGUAUGCCAUCGCUACCCGCGGUGUGUAUGUCUGCGAGGCUGCUGGCUCGUUCAAGCUUGAGAACACCUUGUCCGGGUGGAUCAUCGACUCGGUCGACAAGCGGCCAACUCGCAACCUGGAUGAAUUCGUAGAGGUGAUGAAGACCAUCCCAGACCGCGCCCGUGUGGUCAUCUCGUAUCGUCAUAUUCGGGAUCUGCACACCAAGGGGACCAGUAUCAUUUACGUUGACCGUCAUUGGCAUCCAAAGAUGCGUCUGGCCGUCCGCAACGACGAGACUGGUAUCUGGGACUUUUCGGACCUGUCUGAUCCGAUUCCGGCAGAGAAGCCUGUUCCGCGGAAAGCGGACUUUAUCCAGCUGGAUGGUGUGAGCCAGCCUGCCGCCGCCGAGAUUGUGCGUAGCUUUGUGCGAGUGUCCUGCACCAUGCCCUUGAAGCUUGAUGGUUAUCCUCAGGCCAAGAAAACCGGCUUCGGGUUGGUCAUCGAUGCCGAAAAGGGUCUGGUUGUUGUCUCAAGAGCCAUUGUGCCCUAUGACCUCUGUGAUAUCAACGUGACAGUCGCUGAUUCGGUCAUCCUCAGCGCAAAGGUUGUGUUCUUGCAUCCGCUGCAGAACUACAGCAUCAUUCAAUAUGAUCCCAGCCUUGUGCAGGCACCUGUACAGAGCGCUCGUCUCAGCUCUGAAUACAUCAAGCAGGGACAAGACACCAUUUUCGUUGGUUUCAACCAGAAUUUCCGUAUUGUCGUGGCCAAGACCGCGGUGACUGAUAUCACUACCGUAUCAAUCCCCGCCAACGCCUCUGCUCCGCGGUACCGCGCGAUCAACUUGGACGCCAUCACGGUGGACACUGGAUUGAGCGGACAGUGCACCAACGGUGUAUUGAUCGGUGAGGAUGGUGUCGUGCAGGCCCUGUGGCUGAAUUACCUCGGUGAACGUACUCCAAGCUCUCACAAAGAUGUCGAGUACCACCUUGGUUUUGCUACCCCAUCUCUCCUCCCGGUGACUUCCAAGAUCCAGCAGGGUGUCACCCCCAAGCUGCGUAUCCUGAACAUGGAGAGCUAUGUGGUGCAGAUGAGCCAGGCCCGUAUCAUGGGCGUCUCGGAGGAGUGGAUUCAGAAGGUUGCUCAAGCCAAUCCUUCUCGCCAUCAGCUCUUCAUGGUUCGCAAGGUGGACUGCCCGCCGGCGACUUUCACAUCUGAUGUCGACAGUUUCCAGGAGGCUGAUAUUAUUCUCACACUGGAUGGCCAGCUCGUCACGCGUGUGUCGGAGUUGGAUGUCAUGUAUGAGAAGGAAAUCUUGGAGGCUUUGAUUGUUCGGAAUGGUCAGGAGAUGCGGAUACGCGUCCCCACCGUUCCCACUGAGGAUCUUGAGACUGACCGCGCUGUUGUUUUCUGCGGUGCUGUCCUGCAGAAGCCCCACCAUGCUGUUCGUCAGCAGAUCUCCAAGCUCCAUAGUGAGGUCUACGUGAGCGCUAGAAGCCGCGGUUCCCCCGCUUACCACUACGGACUUGCGCCUACGAACUUCAUCACCGCGGUCAACGGCGUCUCAACCCCCAACCUCGACGCAUUCGUUGAGGAAGUGCGUAAGAUCCCUGACAACACCUACUUCCGCCUACGUGCAGUCACUUUCGACAACGUCCCAUGGGUGGUUACCAUGAAGAAGAACGACCACUACUUCCCCAUGUCCGAAUACAUCAAGGACCCCUCCGUCGAAGCUGGCUGGCGCACCAUCUCCCACGACAAGGUCGAGGGUGUCGGCGCCGCCUCAGACGCCGCAAACCUUAACCCCGACGCCAUGGACGAAGGCGGCGAGGCUGGUGGAAGCGACGUGGAACCUGACAUGGAGUAGUCGGUACUCACCCCUCUCUCUGUCUUUCGGGUUAGGUUGACUUCCUAGACACAAUUCACGGUCUCCUGGGCGGCUAGUCUUGUCUUGUAUUAUAUUUGGUAUCGGCGGCGUGACCGGUUGGGGCGGGUGUAGGUUGAGCUUGGUCUGGCUUACUUUGAUCGUGCGUUCGCUUUGGAAUUGAGAUGUUCUUUUUGUACAUGAUCGGUCUGUGAUCUGGGGGUAAAACUAGUGUGGACAUUCUGUAUGGCCUUGAGUUAGGUCUAAAAUAUGCAUCUGGUA